This is a messenger RNA of Stylophora pistillata, 777 nucleotides long. RefSeq lists its product as uncharacterized. The record is from RefSeq and is a predicted model, not a curated record. Gene Ontology annotation, molecular function: protein binding. Lineage: Eukaryota; Metazoa; Cnidaria; Anthozoa; Scleractinia; Pocilloporidae. Gene Ontology annotation, cellular component: cytoplasm.
GCAGAUGAUGAGUUGAAUAUUACUAUUGAUGUGGAAGACCAAAAACCUGCUGAAUCCAAUAAUCAGACAACAACUCCCAUCAUGAGAAGUGUGUCUCAUCCAGACACAGAAUCUCUCCAAGCACUUAGAGAGGAAUUCUUUUUAUUAGCUGGGAAAAGCUAUCUCAAGACUACACCACCACAGAACAAGGAAGAGCGAGAUGAGUUCAUGGAGUUCUUGGAAAACCUGGGAGCUUUCAUGACACGUGCUCGACAAGGAAGUUUGGUGAUAACAGUGAAGUGUAAAUCUCUCCAGAUCUUGGAGGAACUGUGGAGAGAAUAUUUAUCUGGUCACAUGGGUGAAGUGGUUCAAAAUUGUUUCGUCACAGAAAAGAUCUUGAAGGAACUGAACCUGGCAGAGCUGAAGCUGAAAACAACAAUGGACAUAGAAGAGUACAAUGCAUGCAAAUUGUACUUAGAGAAAGUUGCACUCAGAGAUGCUUUGUCGGCUCAGUCAUACUUCAUAAGUACUGAAGAUGAAGCACAGUUAGAAAGAAGGAGACAGAACACAGAAAUUGUGGAGUCGGAGGAAGUGAAAAGUAGUUCACCCAUUCUUGAAAUGUCCACCACUGGUCAUGAUAAAGAAGGAGAAGGACCACAAGAAACUAUGAAAGGUAGUUUACCUGUUCCUGAAUCUUCAACCAGUGAUCUUGUGGAAAAAUUACCAGAACUAUGCAUGGAACUUAUAAGGCCCGGAAUGGGAGAUGGCUACAUUGACGCUUACUUUGUCACAGAGUAG